AGUUUCGCGCUGCCUCUCGUUCGGUUCGCAUGCUGGUCCUUGUGUCUGCUCCAGCUCGCGCUUCCGGGUGUGACUUGUGUGACUGAUAUCCUCCAGAGAACUCACCUUACCAAUCACCUGCCAAUCGCACGGUGUAAUUAAUCCCUCUGAGAGUGGAGUUAGUGUUUGAGUUGGAAAUCCUCAACGACCUUUCGUGUCUCGUGGUCAAAAGGUUAAAGUCUGUCCCCCUUUUAAACUGUACCUCAAGUGGACCAAAUCCCUCAUGAUAAAACUAAUGGUGUGAAAUUUAAAUUAAAUGUGCUAUUGAUCAAAAAAUUUGUGCCACAAAUCCCAUUAAUUCCACAAAAAAAGCCAAUCGAAUUCAAUCAAUUUAAAACAAUUUUACAUGCACACUUGUGAAUUGACGUGGUUAAUUUGGUUCAAUUGAAGUGCAACAACGUGAAACCAAAAAAAAACCCAACCCCAUCAGAGAGAUUUGAGGGAAUAAACUCCACGUAAAGUGCAACAUCCUCUAUACCUGGUGUUGUAUCCCUUAAAGGAUUUACAACCAUCGUGGUUUAGGAUUGAUGCGCCCUGGGACACAUCGAGUCCAUAUUUUUUGGAAUAGUCGGUUUGCGACAACAGCCACAAAGUACAUUUCCACUUGAUCUGUGACACUUGCCCACAAAACAAUCGGUUUGUUUAUCCUGCUGAACUCAUCAACAAGCACAGAAGAAUCAAAGAAAAUCAGAGAGACCCCAUUUAGAUAAAUUUUAAGUGAAAAAAAACUUCCCGACGAGGAACUUCCACAGACAUCGUCAGAGGCUUUGGGUGACUAGGAAAAAAAGAAGCUCACCGAUGACCUUAUGGCCUCAUGGGAGUGACAAGUCUUAGGCAAGGAUAACACCAAGCAUAGGGGAAAAAACACGGGAUUGUAAGGCAUUGUCGUUAGUGACAGAAAUGAGGUCAUCAGUGAACUAAGAGGUGAUUUGUCGUCGUCAGGACCAGACUUUUGUUUCGGAGGAGCAUGGCAGCUGGAGUCGCGAGAUACUCCUGUUGGAGGGAUGAGAGAUAAGAAUGGGCGACAAGGAGAGUGGCCGGUAUCAUUGCUACGACGAAUACCCACCGCUCAAACCCAAUAAUACUGAUAGCCUCAAGCGUGAACCUCCGUCAUCACUGAAGGCGGGCACUUCGACGGGUAGCGGCGCCCCCGGAGGCGCAAUGGUUGGCGCCCCGUCCAAGUCUCGCAAGUGCUGCUCGUGCCUGGGCCCCAAAUCCGCACCCUUCUGGGUCGGUCUCCUUACCAAUCUCGGCAUAUGCACACUGCUCUUUGCAUAUACACUACUCGGCUCUUUCAUAUUUUUGGCCAUCGAGGGUGGUGCUUCGACGAUGCAACAAAAGACUUUGGCAUCAACGAAUCGCCAGAUGAAGCCCUCACCUACGACUGUACGAAGCGAUAAUGUCACAUUCUCACCGGCUGCCAUACAGGAUACCCUCGAGGCACGCCAGAGAGCAGUUGAGAAUAUUUGGGACAUCACCGUCUCCCUCAAUAUUCUGUAUCGUGAAAAUUGGACCAGACUGGCUGCUCUGGAGAUUGCCAGAUUCCAGGAACAACUCAUCAAGCGUCUCACUGAUGAUAUGAUAGCCCAAGGGGUUCAGCAAGGGGACACAGGAGCUCCGUCAACGGGUGCUGUAAUCGUGCAGACAUCCAGCCUCGGGCAGGAGUACGAUUGGACGUUUGCCAGAGCCUUCCUCUACUCCCUCACAGUUCUUACGACAAUCGGCUACGGUACGAUUGCUCCAAAAACCACUCUGGGUCGCAUUGUGACAUUGGCUUAUGCGGUCCUGGGUAUCCCCCUCACUCUUGUCUAUCUGUCGAGCACAGGUGGAGUUCUUGCUCGAGUUGCCAGGGGAUUCUUCUCAAGAGCCCUAUGCUGCUGCCUUUGCUCCAACUGUGGCUACUGUUGUUACGAUGAGAAACGCAUGGCUGAGAAGGAGCGCCGGAUGAAGAAGAAGCGUCAGCAGGAAGAACUCCGGGCACAGCAAAUGGCCCUACAGGAGCCCUACUAUGUCCGUUCUGGAUCACUUCACAAUAAUCUCCAUUCACCCGAGAAGCAGAUCCAAUUCCCGGAAAUUGACUCUCUUAGUGCCACUGAGUCUAAAGCCUCAAUGCACGGACUGAGCCUAUUGGCACCCAUCCUGCUCUGCCUCUGCAUGAUGGUCAUCUACAUUGGGCUGGGUGCUAUGGCCAUGUACCGUCUGGAGGGCUGGCCACUGCUCGAUGGUGUCUACUUCUGCUUCAUGAGUCUCUCGACAAUUGGCUUCGGGGACUUGGGGCGCAUCAGGAAGGAAUCUACAACCACAACCUGGUUCUGUUCCAUUUACAUCAUGUCGGGCAUGGCACUGACUGCCAUGUGUUUCAAUGUCCUCCACGAGGAAAUCAUCCAUAGGAUAAAGCACGUAGUUGAGAUUAAGAAGACCAAUGAGGAUGCCGAGUAUGGAGCAUCCUGACGGUACGAGAAGAACACUAACCUGUAUCAGCGCAAUCCCACCGAGGAGACACUCAUCACAGGAACCCCAACAUCCCUGAUCUUCGGCCAGGAGCCUGACCUCAAUCAGAUGCAUGUACUGAAAGAUUGUACAAAUCACAGUCUGGGUCAUGAGUUGGUUCCAAUUGUUACGAUGGGGGAUGGAAUUGUGCUGCCGGAAGUUCUAGACAACGUACCACAAAUGCAGGCGUGUUCGCAGCAAAUGCAACAGCCCCAAGUCCAAUCACAAUCUCAAUCAAGUGGACUAACAGGGGUCUACACCCUUCCGGAAGAGCCUGAAUUGGAGGCCGAAGAGAACACUCCAAUGUGAAGUAUUCGAAUAACUUAGAAAUCUCAACAGGAAAUCCGGUUAGUUGGUGUUUUCUACUUCAGAGACAUUCAGGAAUGAUUUUUUUUCUUCAAUAUUUACAAUCAUUUUGAAUCUUUUGGAUUUUCCUGAAUCCCUUUGCAAAUUUUUACAAUCUUUUUUCUUAUGAAUUAUAGCACCGAAUUAACUUUUGACUGAACAUUCAAUCUCUUGACACUAAAUUGUGUAAAUAAAUAGCAAAAAUCAUAAAAAAAACAUGUUAAAUGAGAAUUUUUUGUAUAUAACCUAGUGAAAAUUUCUGUCUUGGUACAGAUAGAGGAAUAUCUAAAGAGAUUUAAAUGUAUACUUAAAAAAUGAAUUGACUUACAAAUUGUUGAAAAAUUUGAAGAAGAUGAACUUGUACACUGAUAGAAAUGGACAAUGGAAAUCGGAGGUUCGAUUAAAAGAAUUUACACGAUUAAUUGUGUAAAAUCUUUGGUUUUCUUUUGCCACGAUUGAACUUUUUUUAUUUUUCUUCUUUAUAAAUGGCUAAUUUGUGAAACCGAAAUGAAAAUUAGUGAUUAUUAUAAUGAUUUACUUCACUUUCAUUUUAAAUUACACAAAAGUUUAAUUUGUGUAAACUAUUACACGAUUCUAAAAUAUCUACACUGUCAAUGUUAAGCUCUAAAUACGUAUUUUUCCGGAAAAUCGAAAAAUCAAACUACUUUUACUAAAAUAUAAGUUACCUUUAGGUUCAAACUUUUUGUGUAAAUAUUUUUUGUGUAAUUCUACAAUGAUAGCCUCGAUACAAAAAUUAAUCAACGUAUAUCAUUGAACAGUUUUAUAAUUACUUACACCACUUACUAAUUAUUUAGAAUAAAAGAUGAAUUUCCACUACCAUUUUCCGUUUCCGUUUCAAUCAGUGUACGUCAAAAGAAAUUUUAGAAAAUCGAGGAAAGCAACAGGUUGCUAAAAAAAAAUGUUGCCAAUAUUUAGUGAUCUUUUCGCACAAAGUCAGAGCUAUAUAUUUCGCAGAAAUGGCUGGAAAAAUUUCACUUCCUUUCCAUUGGAAGCACAAAAUAAGACAAGUAAGAGCCAAGAAGAGAAAAAUGAGCCGAAAUUCAUGACAGAAAGUGGAGCAAUUUUGAAUAAAGAUAACAGACCGGAAAAUGCUUCUUCCGCUUUUUCCUCUGGAGCUCAGAGAAAAGCCCUCCGUCUUUCCCAUUUCUGUCGAUUUCCCAGCAGACCGCCCUUUGCCAAAAAGCCCAAAAAGUGACUUUUGGGCACAUUAUAAUCGGAGUAAUUAGCAUUUUUCGAGGGAAGUCCGUAAUUAAUUUUUCAGUUCCAUUUCCGCCCAAUACCAAAGUCAUUUUGAGGAUAUGUUUAUGGCUGAGGAAUAUAUGGAAAAUGUUGAGUCUCAUCUGCCUAAAAUUUUCCCCACAAAACGAUGACUUUUUAACUCUGUUAUGAGAGACUUUUUGAACUCAAAAAGCUCCAAGCGACUUUUCUUCCCUAAUGCUGUUAUCACUCCAGAUUAAGCGACGAGCACAGGCGUAAGUGAUGAAAUUAAUUCAAUCGAGGGGAUGUUCAACAGAGGAUGUAUCAGAAUGAUAAAUUUUGCGAAAUAUGGCGUGAGAGAAAGAGAGAAGAAAAAAAGAUCAAAACUCCCACAGAGAAUUUAAACAACAUGACGUCACCACUAAAAUAUAUUGUAAAAUAGUUAUUGAAUACCACUUUUAUAUUAAUUUGUACGAGAGAUGUGUGUGCAUAUUUCCGAAAAUACGACACAUUUUAAUUACAAACCAAAUGGAAUUUGACAGUGAAGGUUUAUUAUAAAACACAAAAUAUACAAUAAAAAAAAAUUGAUAAUGGAAUGAGAUAUAAAAUCCGAAUAUAAAACUAUUAGGUAAAGAAAAAUUAAUUAGAUCCAAUAAACUAUGAUUGAAAAAAAACAUAAAAUGAAAAUAAAAUUGUGAUAAAAUCAUGCAAUGAAUGAUAGUCGAGUGAAUAAUAAAGAAAUGAACAA
Messenger RNA from Phlebotomus papatasi, 4840 nucleotides. Its product is annotated as TWiK family of potassium channels protein 18. Gene Ontology annotation, biological process: potassium ion transmembrane transport; stabilization of membrane potential. The transcript has 9 exons. Bases 1057 to 2490 code for a protein of 477 amino acids. Lineage: Eukaryota; Metazoa; Arthropoda; Insecta; Diptera; Psychodidae. Gene Ontology annotation, molecular function: potassium ion leak channel activity. Gene Ontology annotation, cellular component: membrane. The record is from RefSeq and is a predicted model, not a curated record.